Yarrowia lipolytica CLIB122 is the source of this 276-nucleotide messenger RNA. RefSeq lists its product as uncharacterized. NCBI's taxonomy places the organism in Eukaryota, Fungi, Ascomycota, Dipodascomycetes, Dipodascales. The record is from RefSeq and is a predicted model, not a curated record.
AUGGACUCUCAAAGCAUAACCAACCUGAUGGACUCCAUCUACAUUCCUUCCACCAAGAAGACCACUUCUACGUCCAUUCCUGCCCAUCAUCCUUCGCUGAUUCAGCAGGACAACGUUGGUGACAACCACGCUCUUCCCUGCGGUUGCACCGGCAACACUUGCAUUUCCAACCAGCUGUGGUGGUCCAAGAACUCUUCUGCUGCUGCUGCCUCGUCUCCCGUUCUGGCUUCUCGACGGGACUCCAUGGUUUCUCAAGACUCCUUCAUGUCUCUCUAG